This is a messenger RNA of Myzus persicae (green peach aphid), 1648 nucleotides long. RefSeq names its product zinc finger protein 92-like. The transcript has 3 exons. The record is from RefSeq and is a predicted model, not a curated record. Lineage: Eukaryota; Metazoa; Arthropoda; Insecta; Hemiptera; Aphididae. Bases 118 to 732 code for a protein of 204 amino acids. Gene Ontology annotation, cellular component: nucleus.
UAAUUGUUUUUAUAAUAUUUUGUUCCGAGUGAUAUUUUGUUAUACAUGUAAAUAUUGUCUCAACCUUUUCAUAAAUUUAAUGUAAUGUGUAGUUAAGUUUCUUAAUUGCAUUAUCUGAUGAAUAUUUAUACAGAUUAUUCUCAAAAAUGUCCAGAUUGUCACAAAUGUUUUUAUUCUGCUACAUCAUUAUUAGUACAUUUUUUUAGUCAUGUUGGUGAAGAAAAAUUGGUUAAUGCCGACAAUAAUGAAAAUAAUUCAACUUCUAAAAAAAAACCUGUAGAAACCAGCUAUUAUGGAUCUUCUCAGCCAUUAAAUUUGACAGUGGAGGAAACACUCAAUCCUUGGAAAUAUUGUUUGGCCACAUAUGAAGAAAAUAAUGAUAAUCCAGUUAAACCAUUAAAGAAAGUAACUAAAAAAAAUAAAGAAAAAGACAAGACUUUUGAGUGUAGUUUAUGUAAUAAAAAAUUUGGGUGGACAACUGAUCUUAAAAGGCAUUUACUCAUUCACACAGGAGAAAGGCCCUUUAAAUGUAAUUCAUGCCAAGCAGCAUUUACAAGAAACUUUUUACUCCAAAAACAUUUUGCUCGAGCUCAUAAAAAGGUAUCUGAAGAUGAAUCGAAAAAAUUGGAAAAUCAUGUACACGCCAACGUUACUGAAAUAAAAUUAAAAAUGAAGGAACUAGAGUGCCAAAAGGAACAUAGUAAGUCUGCAUCAGAUAAUGACAGUCAUUAAAAUAAGCCAUCUGCUCUUUAAUAAUAAUUGUUACCGAGGAACUUAAAUUGUGUCAAAGUAUAAAUUUGAGUAAUAUUUUGGUAUACAUCAAACUUUUUUUAUGGAGAGGGACUGUAGCAUUAUUGUGUGUGUCAUAAUGAAAGUAGGGUACAUAAGUAAUUUUAAAAUGAAAAAUCACCAUACCUAUCUUGAAUUCAAGUAAAUAAUAUUGGACUAUACCCUAUUCAAAAUAAGAACAAUAGUAUUCAGUAGCCGGCUUUUACUCAUGGGUAUGGCUUCAUUCCCAAACACUGAUCUUGGGAAUCGACUCAUAGGGGAAGUGUCUGACAAUGGGUCUGACCGCAGCCGAGGUCUGUUCUUAUUUUUACAGAUUAUAGUAAUGCCUAAUAUAAUAUCAAUAUUAAUUUUUUAAUGUUUUCAUGAUGAUUAUUGAUUAAAUAUAUAUUGUUCUUAAUGAACUGUAUAAACCAGAUGAAAUAAUUAAAUAUUUAGGACUUGUAACAGUUAGGUACCUAGUCCAAUUUCAGAUAUUUCCAUACAUAGAAAACUAAUAUAGACUAUUAUCAAAACUACCCCAAUCUUACUUUAUCAUAAAGUAGGAAAAAUUUCUUUGACAUACUAUGUUUAGUUAAAAACAAUAAAUAGGCCUCUGAUUUAUAUGCCAUAAAAAUAACAUUAGAAACCUCCGAAGAUUCCCUAAAAACGUUUGUUCUUAGCAUAAUGUGUGCUUGAAACACAUUUAUAUCUUGGAAAGCACCUUGUCAAACAUCCCAGGGAAAAAAUGCAAAUGCAUUGAAAUCCGAGUCCUAAUAAUGACUAUCCGAUAUAUUUUAAAGUACAUUGGUAUAAUAAUUUUUUAAGUAUUUAAAUCCUUUAUUUCUGGUAUUCUUUUUUUUUUUUUGUAAGACUAAUAUUA